Morone saxatilis (striped sea-bass) is the source of this 688-nucleotide messenger RNA. Its product is annotated as syntaxin-5-like. The coding region runs from base 278 to 688 and encodes 136 amino acids. The record is from RefSeq and is a predicted model, not a curated record. Gene Ontology annotation, biological process: vesicle-mediated transport. Gene Ontology annotation, cellular component: membrane. The transcript has 7 exons. Lineage: Eukaryota; Metazoa; Chordata; Actinopteri; Moronidae.
GGCAGUGACGUCAAUGCCGGAAAUGACCCGGAUCGUAACUUUAACUCCUGGGUUGAUUAGUUUUCACCAGAAACAUCGAGGGCUCUCGGAAUAUGCUGUAAUAUCGACUCAGACAUGUGUGUACAUAUGUCCAUGAAGGGUACCCCACCUUGGAUGUGAGUUUGUGUCCACACCGGGAGGUCUUCCUGUUUAUCCCCCACACAGCAGAGGAGCAGGACCCGGCAGUCCCAGGUGGUUCUGGUCUACAGCGGGCUGGUGACCCUAAACCAGCGGCAGGAUGACGUGCCGUGACCGGACCCUCGAGUUCCAGUCAGCCUGUAAAUCUCUCCAGGGCAGGCCGCAGAAUGGAGUCCAGCCCAGUAAACCGGCUCUCAGCGCCCUCAGGCAGCGCAGCGACUUCACAGUUAUGGCCAAGAGAAUUGGAAAAGACUUGAGCAACACAUUUGCGAAACUGGAAAAACUCACUAUUUUGGCAAAAAGAAAAUCUCUAUUUGAUGACAAGGCAGUGGAGAUCGAGGAGCUAACAUACAUCAUUAAACAAGACAUCAACAGUCUAAACAAACAGAUAGCACAGCUGCAGGACUUGGUGAGGUCCCGCGGAGCUCCGGGUGGCCGACAUAUCCAAACCCACUCCAACACUAUAGUGGUGUCAUUACAGUUACGUCGUACUCGUAUCGGCAUGAUAUAA